UGUAAACGUAGAUGGUUAGAAUUUGUUAGUUUUGAGAAUUGUAGUAAUGUUGAUGGUGCUUUUGCUCAUGUACUAACAUAACUCACAUUCUAUUUGGAUUUAUUUUUGUUAGUGACUAAUUAUCAUAAAAAAAAUGGAAUAGGCUCCAGUGACAACAGUGGUGUUGAAGGUGGCAUUACAUUGCCAAGGCUGCAUUGAGAGGAUUCAGAACACCAUCUUCAAGAUCAAAGGUGUUAAUGACGUGGCUAUAGACAAGGAGAAGGAAACUGUGACGGUGAAGGGAACAAUGGACGCCAAAGCUCUGGUGGGGAGCUUGACCAACAGGCUCAAGAGGAAGGUCGAAGUUGUCCCUCCUAGGAAGGACAAUAAGGAUGCUGACAAAGCUAAAGCUAAAGAGAAAGAGAAAGACAAAGACAAAGGCAAAGAAAAAGAAGGAAUUAUAGCUGGUGGAAAGAACAAGAAAAAGAGUGGUGGUGAUGGUGAUGGGGAGGGAAAAUUGAAGCAGAACAAAAUGGAGUCCCCAACAUUGAUGCCAUAUAAUGGUGGUUAUGGCUAUGACUACAACUAUGGGUCAUUUUACAUGGGACAAGUCCAUGCACCACAGAUCUUCAGUGAAGAAAAUCCAAAUGCUUGUUCUAUUAUGUGAUGAUUUGUCUUUGCCCAAGACUUACACAUUAGAAGAUGGAAAAUAAAGGAUUAUUUGUUUUCAUUUUUCUUUUUCGUUUUCCGUCUAGAAAUAGCUGUAUUAAAACUUAGAGAUAGGAUUCUGUGCCUUAAUAUAUCAAAAGGGUAUACUAUGUGAUUAAGCUAGUAGUGUUCAAUGUUUACAAAUUUGAGAGUUUGUUACCGAUGGUAUCUGAUGCACAUUGCAAAAUUGAUGAUG
Messenger RNA from Arachis duranensis, 883 nucleotides. RefSeq names its product heavy metal-associated isoprenylated plant protein 3-like. The record is from RefSeq and is a predicted model, not a curated record. The transcript has a single exon. NCBI's taxonomy places the organism in Eukaryota, Viridiplantae, Streptophyta, Magnoliopsida, Fabales, Fabaceae. Gene Ontology annotation, molecular function: metal ion binding. The coding region runs from base 287 to 646 and encodes 119 amino acids.